Molecule: messenger RNA, 382 nt
Organism: Drosophila bipectinata
Lineage: Eukaryota; Metazoa; Arthropoda; Insecta; Diptera; Drosophilidae
Gene: Nplp4
Product: Neuropeptide-like precursor 4
Source: RefSeq, a predicted model, not a curated record
AAACUGCAAACGCUUAAGAAGCAUCUCAAAAAAUCAAAAAUCAAAUCAAGCAAAAUGUUCAAGCUGCUGGUUGUUGUUUUUGCCGCCCUCUUCGCUGCUGCCCUGGCCGUUCCCGCUCCAGCCCCACUGCCGCGUGCCAACCCCGCACCCAUUCCGAUUGCCAGCCCCGAGCCCGCUCCCCAGUUCUACUAUGGAGCUAGCCCCUACGCCUACUCCGGCGGAUACUACGCCUCCCCCUACUCCUACUACGGCUAAUUGUUCUCGACAAUGCAAACAAACCGGACUCGUGAUGACGAACCAGAAACUGGAUUACGGAAUAUGCGCGCGCUGGCAAAUCUAAUUAGUCAUAAGUGCUUGUAAAAAAACUCACAAAAAAAAAAUA